Molecule: messenger RNA, 1609 nt
Organism: Suillus clintonianus
Lineage: Eukaryota; Fungi; Basidiomycota; Agaricomycetes; Boletales; Suillaceae
Exons: 3
Coding region: 404-1255 (283 amino acids)
Cellular component (GO): RNA polymerase II transcription regulator complex
Molecular function (GO): transcription cis-regulatory region binding; DNA-binding transcription activator activity, RNA polymerase II-specific
Source: RefSeq, a predicted model, not a curated record
GAGCGCUGGAACUGGAACAGAAGACUCUCCGUCAAAUUUAGGGACCUUCUUGUUGACCAACUUCGCUGUGAAUCGACAGCUUCAUCUCGAACUAUCACAUCCAUGGCCGCGACGUUCAACUUGUACACGCGGAAUGCGAGCGCACGUAAUAUUGUUCCAAGGGAAGGUCAAAAAAUUGGGGCGAACACACAAUUUCCUUAUCGAGGCGUUACAGGUGGGAAACUAUGUAAACAAAAACAAACACUCCCCAUCGACUUGAUUUUCUUACUAAUACUCGCGCCUCCUCAACGCGACCGUCGUUGAAACUCGAUCAGCAAAAUCGUCCCCUAGCAUCUAAAAAACAUAUCAUUUCAUCGCUGCGCCUUUUAUCAAGACAGAUAUAAUAAACCAACGAUCUUUGCUAAUGCUACACGGUUACCCUCCUCCGGGCCAACAGCAAGGUCAGCAGUCUGAUGCUCUGCAGCAGCAGCAGCAACAACAACCUCAGCAGCAACAGCAACAAACGCCACAGGCUAUCCCUGCAAUGCGUCUCCGCGACGACCCACUGCCGCCCCAGCCUUCCACGUCUCAGGCACCUGCACAGCCAGCCGCCCCCGCUCCAACAACUCGUUCUCGCAAACGUAAAUCUCCCCCAACAACAGCUGCUCAACCCCCGCCCCCGCCACAGCAGCUCCAACAACCUCCGCCUGGCAUAUUCCUUCCUCCAAUGUUGCCGCCCCCGCAUGGACACCAUCCGCCGCCCAUGCCCAUCUAUUUCUCUGGCCCUCCGGGUCCGGAGUUUGGUGGUCCUCCACCUCACCCGCCUCCGGGUGAACAGCCUGCCUCGCAAAUCGAGGGUCAGCCUGGUGGUCCUGACGACCCAAAGGCCAAUGGCCGCCCAUUGAGCCAAACCAAGCGGGCCGAGCAAAAUAGAAAGGCGCAGAGGGCGUUCCGGGAGCGCAGAGAUCAGCACGUGAAAGCCCUCGAAUCGCGUUCUCAACUGCUGGAUGCAGCGCUUGCGUCAGCAGAUGAGGCAAACCGUCGAUGGGAAGAGUGUCGUGCGCUUAAUGACAGGCUUCGCGAUGACAUCACACAUCUCCGCGAGGAAAAUACGCACCUCCGUCAACAGCUCGACGAGGUGUACUCCCAGAUUCCACAGGGUUUGCUCUCGCACCUCAUGCCCUCGCAACCCCAGCAGCAACCACCAACACAAGCACAGCAGCAGUCAGCAACGGCUGAGGCGGAGAAGAAGGAUGACGCUGCAUCCAAGGAGUGAGGUGGUGGAACUGUUCAACUUUUUGUGUUCUGUAAAAAUGGCUUCAAUGACAAGACAGCGAUAGGUUGCGGAGGCGCCGUGUACCGUAGACGUCCAAUUUUUACUUUGCUUCGCCGAUUUCUUUUGUACGUGUGUGCUUGCAGUGGUCAGUAGUAUAUUCCACGUAGUUUGUACGUACCCGCGCCUGUGCCGUUUAUGGCUGUCUCCGAAAUCAAGUUUGCGUUCGUUUGAUCGAGUUUCACCAUUGCGGUAUGUUUUGGUUCGUCGCACUCUGGCUUCAUUGUCGACGUCGUUGAGAGGAGAUGGUGGGUGGGAUGAAAACGACACUGGAAAUGCUGACAACUACUUUGUGAU